Molecule: messenger RNA, 2874 nt
Organism: Sporisorium graminicola
Lineage: Eukaryota; Fungi; Basidiomycota; Ustilaginomycetes; Ustilaginales; Ustilaginaceae
Exons: 2
Coding region: 1-2874 (957 amino acids)
Biological process (GO): regulation of DNA-templated transcription
Molecular function (GO): DNA-binding transcription factor activity, RNA polymerase II-specific; zinc ion binding
Source: RefSeq, a predicted model, not a curated record
AUGCCUCCUCCACCCUUGCACGAGUCGUCGACGACGACCAUGACGACGACGGCUCGAAAGCGUCGCAAGACCACUUCGGCUCGCUCUAGCUACGCUUCAUCUUCGUCCUUGAGCUCGAUCGAGUCGAGACACAGCGGCUCCGUGGUGAGUCCGAAAGUUAAUGGCACCGCUACGGUUCCUGCUGCUGCUGCUGCAGCUGCUCCCUCAGCUUCCAAACCGAACCAUGAUCCGCAUCAACCACCGCCUGGUCGAGAGCUCAAGAGCUGCACAGAGUGUGGGCGUCGCAAGAUUCGAUGCGACAAGCAGCGCCCCUGCACGGCGUGUACAAACCGAGGCGAGCCCGAGCUUUGUUACUCGGGCACCUAUACACGCCUUCGCACAGAUAGAAAGUCGUACGCUACCGUCGAACAGUUUGACCAGCUCAAGCAAAAACUCAAUCAGCUCGAGUCGGCUUUGGCCCAUCGCCUCUAUCCCUAUCGCAACGCGCCUCACAUGCCGUUUCCGUCGUCAUCCUUGUCCGCACAACCACCACCUCUGCACGCCACUUCCCACCUGUCCUUGUUAUCAGACCUAUGCGCCGCAUCAGCAUCAGCACCCUCAUCGUCGUCCACAUUCACUGCUCCGCCCUCGCCUCGUCCUCCUCGUCCCGCCCAUACUCCCAAUGUCGCUCGAGACCCGGCAUUAGCAACAGGUCCCACCCACAAAGCUGCCACUGCGCAGGCGGAGCAGCACUCGGCCUUGCUGGGCCAGCUCUCGUCGAGCAUCCGGCGUAUAGCCCUCGACCACUCGUCCUGGGCCGAGACCUCUUUCGUUGCCGAGGAUGCCAGCACCGGUUCGCUGCAUGCUGCUUUCCUCGCGCGACUGCUCGUGCUCUUCCCACGGCGUCACAUUGCGAAUGCGCUCAUCGACGCCUUCUUCUCGCUGCCCAACGUCGUCCUCAACCACGUCAUCGAUCCCGCCGAGCUACACACCGCCGUGGAUGGUCUCUACGACGACUUGCUCCAACGACGACGCCCGCGCACACCUCCUGCGUUCAUUGCACUUUUGAUGGCCGUAUUUGCCGCUGGCUUGCAUGCCGCAGAUCCAGAUGUGCCCGAACAACGUACAGCACUCGAGGCGUGCGGGUGGGUGGCGCAUACGCACCAUCCCAGUGCUGCUACCGCAUCCCUGUUGAACCUCAGCCAGUCCUUCUUCAACGUGCGCGUCGCGGGGCUCACCGGAUUCGCACAUGGAGAUGGCCCGGGAGGUCAGGUCAGGCUGACCAUCCCAUUUACGGUCAGGGCGUGGCAUGAGUCGUGUCUCAAGGCUCUCCAUCUUGCUGAUUUCUUGGCGCAACCCAGCUUCCCCGCUCUGGCUGCGCUUGAGGUCAUGGGCUGCAUCUGUCUGGAACCCACGCAAGCCGCGCGCCGCGACUCGCUGGCUGCCAUUGCCUUUGCCAUGGCGCGCAGGCUCAAGCUGCAUCGCAGCAGCAGCAGCAACAAGGACCAUCGCUCCCGCCACCGCACCCGGCUCAUCUGUGUCAUGGCGCUUCACGAGUGUCAGGCGGCGCUCGCACAUCCGGACCGCAACGGCUUCGUUGCUUGGCCCCACAAUAUUAACCACCAAGAUGCGGCCGCAGAGUCGUACGAUGCCAUCAUGGCGCGACUGGUCACGCUAUCGCAGCACGUGUGCCAGACCGUCUUCCAACACAGCAACGCGGGCCAACAGACUGACACUCUUCCCGUGAGCGUGGCGACCAGGCUGUGUGGAGAGAUGGAUACGUACUACCAACGUCUACCUCGCGGGUACAUGCAGGCCGAGAUGCACGCCGAGCCGCGCUCUGCGAAUCCACGUGCGUCGGCGAGUCGGUCGAGCAGCGUGGCCACGGGCGUUGGCGAUGCCGGUGUGCAGCAGCUGGACCGCAGCUUGGUGCAUAUCCACCUGGCAGCAUUGCGCGUGCUUGUGCUCACCCGCAUCCCCUCUGUACAGCGAUCCAACAGCCGCACCGGCAGCGGUAGCAGUAGCUACGCCGUCCACGACGCACUGCGCAGUGAACUGCACACGAUCGCCCUUCGACACCUCACCCUCUCGGCCAAGGUGUGCACAGUCUGGCCGGCCUUCCUCAAGUUCAGCAACAACGGUCUGCUCGUCGUGCGCUCGGCUCUUGCCGUCGUGCUGCAUCUCCAAAUGGGUUGGAUCGAGACAGCGCUGCGCCAGCGCGUGGCGGCUGCCCUGGGUUGGGUGUGCGACCAGCUGCAUGCACUCAAAGCGCACGGGGCGCAGGUGGGCAAGCUCAAGUGGCUCAUCGAAGAGGUGCUUCGGCGCGGCCCACAUUUGCAUUCCAACGGCGAGGUCGUGCCGGCCCAGGAUCGACUCGACCAGCUCCUGUCACAGCUCGUGGCCUCGACGGCGACACCGGAUGCAGCUGAGCGCCCGGUAUGGUCCAACUUUGUAGGUCCAGAGACUCUGGAUACUGUUGCAUCCGUAGCCAACUAUUCGAACAACGGAGAUCAUCGUGCGCAGGAGGCGUUCCAUGUGCUGCGCAUCGAACCGGACUGCACCGUCAUGCUGCAGGAUUCUACGCAGCCUGCGGAAAAUCAGUCCGACUCGGUCCACGCACAACACCAGGAGAUGGAUGCUUCGCCACAACCACAACAAGAACAACAGCAAGAACAGCAGAAGACCCUUCCACCCUCAGAAGUUUCCCUGUUUGCCGCACACCCGCCUACGCCGAGGCUGAGCAUGGUCGCCGAAGUUUCACCCAGCUCUUACCACGACAUGGUUGGCUCACAGCCCAUGCAGAUCCCUGGGUUUGGCGAUCCUGUUGCCCAAGACACCGAUGUGCCUCAGUGGGUGUCUUCGCUCCUGGAAGCCGUGCUCAACGGGGUAGCCUAG